Molecule: messenger RNA, 1114 nt
Organism: Pyrus x bretschneideri (Chinese white pear)
Lineage: Eukaryota; Viridiplantae; Streptophyta; Magnoliopsida; Rosales; Rosaceae
Product: acid phosphatase 1
Exons: 3
Coding region: 148-924 (258 amino acids)
Molecular function (GO): acid phosphatase activity
Source: RefSeq, a predicted model, not a curated record
AUAAAAGAACAGGACAAAACCCCCCAAAAUCGUUUAGAAAAAAAAGCUCUCGGAGUCUCUCCCUCCUCCCUCCUUCUCGAUUCUCAAUCCGAAACCAGAAAGCUCUUUCCGAUUCCCGCAAAGAUCUUUCUGGGUUCAGCAAAAUCAAUGGCCUCCGUUCGCCACCGCCCUCUCCUCCUCCUCAUCACCCUCCUCGCAAUCCCCACGUCCUUAUCAUCCCAAUCCAUCAUCCAAAUGCCGACGAAACGACACCGCGUCUCCGCCUCCGACGACAGCCUCUUCUGCGACAGCUGGAGAUUCUCCGUCGAGACCAACGACGCCGGGACCUGGUCCAACAUUCCGUCCAGGUGCGUCGGGUUCGUCCAGAACUACAUGACCGGCGACCGGUACCUGUCCGAUUCGGCGGCCGUCGCGAAUUUCUCGCUGAGCUUCGCGAAGGGGGUGACCAUAGGCGGCGAUGGGAAGGACGCGUGGGUGUUCGACAUCGAUGAGACUCUGCUUUCGAAUUUGCCCUACUAUCAGGCACAUGGAUUCGGAUCAGAGACGUUCGAUGAAGCAUCUUUCGAUGAGUGGGUGGAGUUGGCUGAGGCCCCUGCUCUCCCAGCAAGUUUAAAUCUAUACAGUCAGCUUGAGCGGUUGGGUUUCAAGAUUUUUCUGUUAACUGGGCGGAGCGAAUAUCAGAGAAAUGCCACCGCGAAAAACCUUCUAGUUGCAGGUUACAACAAUUGGGAGAGGCUGCUGCUGAGAGGACCUUCUGAUCAAGGAACACUUGCCACGGUCUUCAAAUCCCAGAAGAGAUCGAACUUGAUAAAUGAAGGUUAUCGAAUUCAUGGGAGCUCGGGAGAUCAAUGGAGUGAUUUGGUGGGUUUUGCAAUUGCUCAACGAUCCUUUAAACUUCCAAACCCAAUGUAUUACAUUGCCUAGCAAAUUACCAACAUUCAGCAAUUGUCUGUAAUAUAAUUACAUUCUUGUAUUUUCCCUUAAGUUCAAUUGCCACAGUGAUUAAAAUUGGUUGCCAUCGUUCGUCUGCUAACCCGGCGGCGAGCCAAUCCAAUCCGGAGAACCUUGUAUUUGUAUUCAUCUUUUCAAGUGGUAUGAAAGUCGGCUUGAUUUA